UAUAAACAUCUAAGGUAGCAGCAGAGAGAACAAGGUUCAUUGAAAAUGCCACGAGCCUUCUUAGUUAAAAAUCGGCAUGGAAGACAAGAAAAUGAUGUCCUAUUUAAAUACCCGUCACCACUUGGCACCAAAUUGCUGUUUCCCUUAUAUGUAGCCGAACCUUUUCCUCGAAGUUCUGAACGCUCUACUGUUGACGAUAAACACAGUACCGAUACAUCAGAAAGUAGCCUCGCUCCAAAAGAGCACACUACUGCAGGUGAUGUGUUAAAAAUUACAAGUUGCGUAAAAAUAGAGAAUGACCACAAAGACAUGCCUUUGGAUUUGUCUGGUCACAGGUCUGAGCCGAUCCUGCCAGGGGAUCUCCCAUCUGCAUUCAAACCAGUUCAACGUCUUUUUAUUAGGCAUGAUUCCGAUGCAGUGGCGAGAUCACCAAUGAGGCAUGCACAUCACCUACGAGAAUUCUUUGAUUUGCCACCUCGAGACGUCAUCAAUAAAAGUCUACCACACAGCUCAACUGUUACUAGUCAUGAGCUAACGUUCAUCAGUAAAAAGAAAGUUUUAUCGUACGAAGAGAAGCUACCAGUUUUCUGCAAAAGUCCAAUGAAACAACGUAUCGAAGAUUAUGUACCACAGCUGCGACAAUACGUACCUUAUAAGAUACCAAUACCGCUCCCUUACGCCAUGAACCACAGUUCUGCGUUUAAAACUCAUUUAGAAUCAGAAAAACAUCUAUAUAAGUCAUAUAAUACUAUCCCUAUAGCCGAAAGAAUGUCUUCUAAUGAGACUCCUUUUCUGGUAUCCGACUCUGACAAUCAGAAUAUACCUAUUGUGUCGCCAAUUCCGGAACAUUCUAAACGGUUUGACAACCGUCUACCAAUGCCUAGCAUCGUUUCGCCAUCAGAGCUUGUAGGAGGGCAGCUUCACAAAGAGUUCUUAAAACAACAUUUAGUAUCAAUUCGUGGGUCAAUGUAUUUCGGCCACCAAGGACAUAAACGACAGGCGCGAGCCCCGGUACCCGGACUCGAGUACAUACAGAAUGGAAAUGAUACAAAAUUGAGAGACAUGAUAGAAAGUGAAUGCAAUGAAACUGGCUCCGAAGAAUCUGAAGGUUCAAUAAAGACUGAGUGCCAAGUGACACCACAAGAUGCCGAGGGAGCAGUUGUAGGAAACACCUUAACCGCUAAUGACGAAGAUGCUACCGACAACAAAACGCAACAGUUGAAGAAAUAUAUGUGUGAUGUUUGUGGAAAGGGGUUCAGCAGAAGUAAUACGCUGGUGACUCAUAAGCGCAUACACACUGGGGACAAACCCUUCAAAUGCGAAAUGUGUGGGCGCGCAUUUCGUCAACCUGGAAACUUAACUCGUCAUCGACUUACUCAUACAACAGUGAAACCUUACGUGUGUUCCCAAUGUGGAAAGGCAUUCAACCGUGCGUCUAAUCUGCAUACGCAUAUGCGCACUCAUACAAACUACAAGCCUUUUGUGUGUCAAUACUGCGGCAAAGGAUUCCAUCAAAAGAUCGACAUGAAAAUACACUCAUAUACCCAUACAGGUGAAAAACCACACAAGUGCAAAAGGUGUGGCAGAGGGUUUAAACAACUCACCCAUCUAACCUAUCACAUGAGGACGCACUCUGACGUCAAAAUGUACACUUGCGCAUACUGUGGCAAAGGCUUCAACCAAAAAGGAAACCUCCAGGCUCAUAUUUAUGGACAUACAGGGGAAAGACCUUAUAAAUGUGAGAUAUGUGGCAAAGGGUUCACCCUUGCCAGUACUCUGAAUACCCAUCGCCGCACUCAUGCUGAUCGAAAACCAUUUCUCUGCCAAUAUUGUGGAAAAGACUUCUAUCAAAAGAAUGCGUUAAAGGCUCACGUGGUGGCAUCUCAUCCAUUAACUGCUGGCUCCGAGUGCAAUUUGUGAAUGCUACCGAUUGCUUCCUAUGUAGGCCUAUUUAUUGAAGGAGAAUUAAAUUUUUCAAAACGCACGCAGAAGGAUAUCUAUUGUAUGCUUACAGCACUUUAUAUGUGUCAAAGUUACAUGUAUCCAACUCCUUAAACAACAAACUUUUUUUUUAUUUUGAUUUUUUGACGUUGCAUAUAAUCAUUUUUCAUUCUAAGGAAACCAAAGAGUUUGUUUAUCAAAUAGUUCUUUACAUGAAUAAAAAGGAAUGUUUUUAAUCGAUGUCUUGAACUUGAAUUCUCGUUAACUAAGCCUAGAUGUGUUUCUCCUAUGAAAACUACAAAUAAAACAGAUUAACUAGGAAGGAUUUAAAUAAUAGUUUUAGCAUUAACUGGAGUGCUAAGCCCGGUAACUAUAUUCUUUGUUCUAUGAAAUUGUUUGUUGACGUAUGAAUGUGCUAUUUCUAAAAUCGAACUGCUCAGUAUUAGCCUACGACAAAUGCUCAAAUAAGCACCACGGCGCUUAUACAAUUCUUGGAGGCUUCAGUGCGGCGCUUAUUCGAGAGCGGUGCUUAUUAAAAAACACAUUGGUGUGGCGCUUUUAUGUCCAUUCCCGGGUUACCUAUCUCACGUAUUCCCGUAGUUCAGUAAGCCUAUCAUUUUAGGUCCUACGUCAUCGUAAAUAAACGUUUACAAAGAAAUGUUUUUGUCUUCAUUGGGUUAUUUAUCCAUUUUAACACUGUAUACAUUGUAUUUAAAACCCUGUUUCUCAAAGUGUUACACACAGGGUAAUAUACUCUCAAUAAAGCGCUUAUUCGAGAUCGGCGCUUAGGUAAAAAAAAUCAAGUUUGGUGCGGCCCUAAUUCGAGAGCGACGCUUAGGCCUAUUCGAGCAUUUAUGGUAUGCUUGAUGUAUAACUGUUUUUAGUAAGCAUUUUAGGCCCAAUUACUAUAGUAGGCCGCUUAGAGUACAAUUUAAAAUUUAAACAGCAAAGCAAGACGUGUCUAUGUACAUUUAGAAUUAUUACACUACUUGCUGUACAACUCAUGCAUGUUUCUUUUCUGUAUAUACAUUUAUGCUUUGGAAAUCUAAUUACUUGUAUAUUUAUUAUUCGAAAAUAAAAACGAUAUAUAAUAUAAGCAUAAACUUAUCAUAAUAUGUUUAAGUGCAUUGUCAAUAAGUAAAUCAAUAACCAUUGAAGAAUAUAACAUGUUUAGUAUAGGAACAAUAACGUUAUGAUACGAAUGAAGAAAUAAUUUAGUCAAUUUUGCUUGGGCCUAAGUCAUGUACCACCGUCGAUCCUGUUACUACAGGCUAGGAGACUUGUUAUUGGCUGAAUUUGUAAAUGACAAAUAAAGCAGAAAUAGUAUUAUCA
Anneissia japonica is the source of this 3273-nucleotide messenger RNA. Its product is annotated as zinc finger protein 251-like. Lineage: Eukaryota; Metazoa; Echinodermata; Crinoidea; Comatulida; Comatulidae. The transcript is spliced from 7 exons. Bases 46 to 1920 code for a protein of 624 amino acids. The record is from RefSeq and is a predicted model, not a curated record. Gene Ontology annotation, cellular component: nucleus.